GAAAGUGGCAUUCAAUUUUGGAAAGGAAAUGAUCUACAGUAUGACCAUCGCACACAUGAGGCACAUUCCUUUGCAAACACUCAAAGGUAGAAUCUGUAAGGUAAACCUCCAUUUAUCUUCUCUGCAUGGCCAUUUCACAAGUGUUGAUGUUUUAAUUUAAUUAUUAAUCUCUAUUUCUCAGAUUGGUUUUUGCAAUGUCCCAGUGUUCCUCUGCUGGCUUAGACAUGAGUUACUAACAAUUGUUUAUCCAUUUAAUAUCCUUACCUGACCUUAUAUUACAACGAACUAAUUCCACUAUAUAUUAUCAUCCAAUACUUAAUGUGGGAUGUUUCACCUCUCGUCACAAGUUGAUACUAUUUAGUAAUUGCAAUGGUGCUUGACUUGUUCAACAAUCAAAAGUUUAGGGUUGAUUCAAUAGUGAAAUAUUAGUGGAAAACUAUUUGGUGAAUUAUUUCUACAGAUUAUGUGCCCUUAGACUUUAUUAAUGUAGUGAAUGGGGUUAGUGCUGUUAAUGUGUUAGUUGGGGGUAGAAUGAUACUUUGGAAUUUGCCUGGAAGGCAGGCUUUUAUUGUUGUAAAACUGCAAGAUGUGGUUCUGUAUUGCCUCCCACAUAAGCCACAGGGCAUUGUGAUUUUCAAUUUGGCAUGGAAUCCCUUUAGCUUGUUGUCUCAUGAAUCUAAGUUAUGCCGUUUCUUCAAGCUUUGUGGAUUCAAUGAACCUACUUCAGUGGCAGCUAUGGCUUGGUGAUGGAGAAGCCUACAAGCUGUGUUUGAUAUUCUCCAAUGUGUAAGAGGGACGACUGCUAGCUGCUGGUGGCUAUUCUGAAAUUAAUGACUGAGGGUAGUUUUACUUUGUUUUAGUUACUUGUUGCAGCUAGGUUCCAUGGUCAUUAACUGUUGGGUUAUAAAGUGCCUGGGGGAAGUAAAUAACAAACAACUUCGGACUGCACUACUAGAACUUGGUCACUGAAACUUGGCUAGUAAGAGCAAAUUUUGGACAAAAUGAUAUAUCCUCACGACUUUGUUCAUUUAAUUUGAGUCUGUUCUGUAUCCUUAUAAAUUUACUAAACAAUCUGAACUGAAGAUGAAACAAGGUUGCCUUGAUAUCUUGUUAUGCAUAUUAUUGUUUGAGGUAUUUUAAUGGUACAAUGGGGUGUCCAU
Molecule: messenger RNA, 1160 nt
Organism: Rubroshorea leprosula
Lineage: Eukaryota; Viridiplantae; Streptophyta; Magnoliopsida; Malvales; Dipterocarpaceae
Source: the annotation of a GenBank genome assembly